ACAACUUGUUAACCAACAUUGCCACACUGGAUAGACAGCUAACUCUACACAAUUUCAAUACCUAAGUUGAAGUCGUAUACUCGAUCCAUUAACCAAGUUGUAUUCAUGGUGUACGAUUUCGCUAUACUAUUUUCUAAAAUAUUUUUCCAACAAUUUAUUUAAAUAACGUUAUUAAAAAAAAAUCAUAUAUCGGAAGUGUGCGAGAGUCGGGUCCGACCAGGGUAUUUUGCACAAGACAGCAACCUCUGUGGCUCUCUGUUUGUACCACCAAAAUCCUCAGCAGUUCCAAAAAGAAGAAGAAGAAGAAGAAGAAGAAGAAGAAGAAGAAGAAGAAUUCAAACAAAAAUGUCGUCUGUUGGAACUUUUCAACUACUACUACCUCCAUUUCCUUCUUCCUCCUCCUCUUCUUUUACCAAUAAAACCCUUUCUCUUCGUCCUCUCCCCUUCCCCACUUCGCCUCGGCAGCGCCACGCCCACCACCUUAAUCACAGUUUGCAACAUCUCCAUCCAAUUUCAAAAUCUGGACGGAAUUUCGGAUCCUUCCGCUGCCUCUCGGGAUUGUCUCCUGAGCUAAAAACAACAAUCGACAAGGUCAUUACAUCGGAGAAAGUUGUUCUGUUUAUGAAGGGAUCUAAAGACUUCCCACAAUGUGGAUUUUCCCACACUGUAGUGCAAAUAUUGAAGUCUUUAAAUGUGCACUUCGAGACUAUAAACAUCCUAGAGAACGAACUAUUGAGACAAGGACUGAAGGAGUAUUCUAACUGGCCAACCUUUCCUCAGCUGUAUAUAGAUGGAGAGUUCUUUGGUGGUUGUGACAUAACAGUUGAAGCAUACAAAAGCGGAGAAUUGCAAGAAGUGUUGGAGAAGGCAAUGUGUUCUUGAAGCCCAGGUUUGGCAAUCCUUCUUCACUUGAUUUUUAAUGAAGGAAAGAUGUAUAUCAACAUGACAUUUAUGUUACUCAAGGCCUCAUUACAAAGGGUGAAAACCAGUUGCUUGUUUGUUUGGAUGUCUAUUUCUCACCUGGUUAAAAGAAAAAUAGUCUUGUGAGAUUAGGUGAAAUGUGUAUAAACUGAUUUGAACAAUAAAGAAAAUAGUGGGCUGGGGGUAAUGAAAUUGGUCGUUGUUUUUGUAGUUUGAAAGUUUGGAAGUGUUAAAUGUGUAAGUGACUACCACAUGAAAUUAAAAGUUUAACGAACCCUUCCCUUCAUAAAAAA
This is a messenger RNA of Cucumis melo (muskmelon), 1214 nucleotides long. RefSeq lists its product as uncharacterized. The record is from RefSeq and is a predicted model, not a curated record. The coding region runs from base 346 to 882 and encodes 178 amino acids. Lineage: Eukaryota; Viridiplantae; Streptophyta; Magnoliopsida; Cucurbitales; Cucurbitaceae. The transcript has 3 exons.